AUGGAUGCUAAAGAUUUUAUUGAAUUCGGUAAAGCAAGCCUUGAAUUCAUUGUUAACUAUAAUGAUACUAUAAGGAAUAGAAAUGUUCUGCCAAGUGUUCAGCCUGGGUUUUUGAAAGAAAAGCUGCCAGCCGAAGCUCCAGAGGUGGGGGAAACUUGGCAGGAGGUGUUGAAGGACGUAAAGGAGAUAAUCGUGCCAGGAAUAACGCAUUGGAACUCACCAAAUUUUCAUGCCUACUUCCCUUGCGGCACUUCCUACCCAGCAAUAAUCGGCGAGCUCAUGUGCGCUGGAUUAUCAACACUCAGUUUUUCCUGGAUGUCAUCACCUGCCGUCUCAGAAUUGGAAGAUCUGACUAUGAAUUGGUUAGGAAGGGCAAUAGGGUUGCCAGAGCAGUUCUUGAGUGACACUGGAAAAGGUGGCCGUGGGAUGCUGGAAAGUUCAGCGAGUGAGACAACAAUGAUUUGCCUGUUGGCAGCAAAGACGCGAACCCUUCGACGAAUUAAAACCGAAAGCCCACAUUUAGAUCACGAGAAUUUGGAAUCUAAAUUAGUGGCCUAUACUUCAGAAGAGGCAAAUUCAUCUGUUGAAAAAGCGGGAGUUCUGGGCUCCAUGAAAAUGAAAUUGCUACCAGCACAGGACGAUGGCUCCCUGAACUAUCUGAUACUCAUCAAUGAGAUAUUAAAAGACAUAGAGAUUGGCCUCAUUCCUUGUUAUAUGGUCGCAAACAUCGGAACCACUGGCACUUGUGCUUUCGAUAAUUUAACUGAAAUAGGACACGUCUGCAGAGCAUUCGAUAUAUGGCUCCAUGUAGACGCUGCUUAUGCAGGUGGGGCUUUCGUAUGUCCUGAAUAUCGAUACCUCAUGAAUGGAGUGGGAUAUGUUGAUUCCUUCAAUUUCAACCCACACAAAUGGCUUCUUACUAAUUACGAUUGUUCAGCUUUGUGGGUUCAACAUAGUCAUGAUCUUAUUGAAACCUUCCAACAUGAAUCGUUUGAUUUGACUCAUGCCAAGGAAAACGAGAAAUAUGAAUACAAAAAUUGGCAAAUUGCACAAGGCCGUCGAUUUAGAGCUCUUAAAUUAUGGUUUGUCAUGCGGAUGUACGGGGUGGAGGGUUUGCAGGACCACAUCCAGGAGGCAAUAGCCUUGGCUAAAAAGUUUGAGGAUUACGUGAAUGGUGACGAGCGUUUUGAAAUUGUCACGCCGAGAUCUUUGGGACUCAUCUGUUUCAGGAUGAAGGGUGAAGAUGCACUGACGCAGGAUCUUCUUAAGCGAUUAAUGCGCAGAAAGAUAAUCUACGUGAUUUCUGCCACUCAUCGGGGACGGUUAAUGAUCCGAUUUGCAGUAUGUACUGCUAAUACCACUGAGGCGGAUAUCGAAUUUGCAUGGAAAGAGAUAACAGAGCAGUCUGAUAUGGUUCUUCAAUGCUCUUGUCACCAACCAUCCCGAUAA
Molecule: messenger RNA, 1449 nt
Organism: Fopius arisanus
Lineage: Eukaryota; Metazoa; Arthropoda; Insecta; Hymenoptera; Braconidae
Product: aromatic-L-amino-acid decarboxylase-like
Exons: 8
Coding region: 1-1449 (482 amino acids)
Biological process (GO): catecholamine metabolic process; amino acid metabolic process
Cellular component (GO): cytoplasm
Molecular function (GO): aromatic-L-amino-acid decarboxylase activity; pyridoxal phosphate binding
Source: RefSeq, a predicted model, not a curated record